Molecule: messenger RNA, 1288 nt
Organism: Rotaria sp. Silwood2
Lineage: Eukaryota; Metazoa; Rotifera; Eurotatoria; Philodinida; Philodinidae
Source: the annotation of a GenBank genome assembly
AGAAAUCUUUAUUCAAUCAGAAUAUAUUAAAACAAAAAUUCAAUUGAAUAAUCGAUGUAAUUCAAUACAACAAAUAAUGAAUUCAACAUUUCAAACUUAUUCAUAUCUUCAUCGUAUUAAAUAUUAUCCAUAUUUUUGUCGACAAUAUAAAGAAUUAAUGUGUUUUUAUGAUGAAAAUUAUAUGUGUCUAUGUCAAGGGCAAAGUGCUGGCUCCAAGCAUCAAAUUUUACUAAAAGGUGCCGAAGGUGCUGAACAGGUACCGAAGUUUAGUUAUGCCAGCGUUCACUCAACCGCUAACAGAAAAAAGAAUAUUUUGCCUGAAGACAUUUUCAAUUAUAACAAUGAUCUAUUUUAUGAAUUUAUUAAACAAGCAUAUGGAAGUGAUAUUGCUGAAUUAUUCAGCUUUCAAGCAAUCAGGAAUGCAGCACUUCUUCUCGAUACAUCGUGUGAAGAUAUUCUAUUGGUUUUACAACAAGAAUCUGAUGACAUUGAUGCAUUAAAGAAAAUGUGUUGUUUCAAAGUUGCUGGUAAUAAGCAUCAAGUUAAACUAGGUGUCAAACUGGCAAUUAACAAUUUAAUUCAAUCGUUAAAGUUAAAACAAGAACAAAGUAAAAAAAGAAAGAGAUCUUCAAAUCAAGGUCUAUCUUCAAAUAUUAAUGCUGUAACACCAAUCAAUCAAGCACAAAUACAAAAUACAGUAACUCCAUUAAAAUCAACAUUAUCUUCUUCAUCAACGACGGGCACAUCAUCAAUUCAAUCAGCAUUAACACCAAUGCAACGAAAAUUAGAUGAACUUGGCCAUACAGCUGAUAUUGAAGAACGAAUAAAUCGAUGGUGGAUUAUUAAUAAUGAUGAUGAACAUGCGAGUUUAGAACAAGGUGUUGAUUACUUUUUAGCAAUCAACAAAUCGUCAAGUAACAUAUAUACUUGUGUUUUAUCAUGUAAAUGUCAUACUCGUUUUAAAUUACCAUUUAUGACACCGGGAUUUUUCAAGAUAUCAUCAUCUUAUCGACAUUUAAAGGAAAAGCAGUGCAUGCAACUUUUGAAUGUAAGACCUGAAAAAGAAAAUGAUUUACUUGAUGGUGAAACUUCAAAUCAAUCAAAAGCAGUGCAUAAUGUCUCAAAGUCAUCAAGAGUCGAAUCACAGCAAGCUAAAAAAGUAACACAUACAAUUACAUCAAAACGAAUUCGAUCACCAUCAAUAGAAACAUCAUCAGAUCGUCAUGGUGUUAUCAAAAAAAGAAUUCAAAAUUUUACAUCAAGCACGAUGCAGACUUCUCAAGAAUAG